CUGGGGGUCGUUACCGGGGACAUCGUGCAGGCUCGGAACAUAGGCCGGGACAUCCAGGCUGGUCUGCGUAGCGUGGUCGGCGGGAAGGUGGGCGUCUACUCCGAGAUGCUGGCCGAGGCCCGGGCCGAGGCUACGCGGCUGAUGAUCGACGAAGCCGGUGGACUGAACGCCGACGCCGUGGUGAACGUGCGCUACACCACCAGCGCCAUCAGCCAGGGCAUGUCGGCAGGGCAAUCGCGUCUUAUUACUCAGCACACAAGAUUGGUCUGA
Geodia barretti is the source of this 270-nucleotide messenger RNA. The record is from the annotation of a GenBank genome assembly. Lineage: Eukaryota; Metazoa; Porifera; Demospongiae; Tetractinellida; Geodiidae.